This is a messenger RNA of Olea europaea var. sylvestris, 2298 nucleotides long. Its product is annotated as 3-ketoacyl-CoA synthase 4-like. The transcript has a single exon. Gene Ontology annotation, cellular component: membrane. Gene Ontology annotation, molecular function: acyltransferase activity, transferring groups other than amino-acyl groups. Gene Ontology annotation, biological process: fatty acid biosynthetic process. Lineage: Eukaryota; Viridiplantae; Streptophyta; Magnoliopsida; Lamiales; Oleaceae. The record is from RefSeq and is a predicted model, not a curated record. Bases 490 to 2016 code for a protein of 508 amino acids.
GCUCAUUGUCAGCCGUAUACAAUUGUUAAACAAACAAAAACCCAAAUGGACACAUCCGUGCAAGUUUCACAUCACAUUCGUCAUCAAUGGUUGAAGAACGAGUUCAUUAUUUAUUCACACAAGAAAACAGCCCCAAAACUUUGACAUAUUUCGAGCAUUUAUUUCUUCAGAUCACUCAUAUCUGUCCUCCUCCUCAACUUCAGCAGAAGUUGCAGAGAAAUUAAAAAAAGAAAUUGAAACAGAUUUGAAAAUCGCGUAUUUUCACCCACACGCCACUGAUUUUGAAUUCCAACUCCAUACGUGUCUGUCUCCAUCUUUAUUUCUUCGCAUUUUGGCCGUUGCUGUAGUUGCAUCUACCCCUUCCAAUCCCUACCCACAUUCAAUUCCAGAUCCAUCUAUACACUAUAUAUACACACAUCCUGUUCAUAAUUGUUUUUCCUCAAGAAAACACAUUUUCACACACUAAAUCCAUCACCCCGGUAAAAAAAUAUGAGCAUUUCAGUGUCCAACUCCGCCGCCGUUUCUGGUGGCGCCACCGGUAGAAAUAGAUUCCCAGAUUACCUUCAAAAUGUGAAGCUUAAGUAUGUGAAACUUGGGUACCAUUACUUGAUGACCCACUUUUUAAAACUCUGUUUAGUCCCUUUAAUGGCCAUUCUGUUCGUUCAAGCUUCACAAAUGAACUAUGAAGAUGUAUACAAUCUUUAUCUCCAUCUCCAGUAUAAUCUUGCUCUCGUCAUUGUUUUUUGUACAGUAAUAGUAUUCGGAUUCACCGUCUACAUGCUGACUCGACCCCGACCCGUUUACCUUGUGGAUUACGCCUGUUAUCGUCCUCGUGAUCACCUUCAAGUCAAAUUCAAUCGGUUCAUGGAACACUCGAAACUGACAGGUGAUUUUGACGAAUCCUCUCUCGAGUUUCAGCGCAAAAUCUUGGAACGGUCCGGUCUUGGGGAAGAAACUUAUUUGCCAGAGGCAAUGCAUUGUAUUCCACCGCGGCCCUCCAUGGAGGCGGCGCGUGAGGAAGCUAAAGAGGUCAUGUUUGGCGCACUCGACAAUCUUUUCAAAUCCACCGGUGUAAAGCCUAAGGACAUUGGCAUUCUUGUAGUGAAUUGCAGCUUGUUCAAUCCAACCCCUUCACUUUCUGCAAUGAUCGUGAAUAACUACAAAUUACGAGGGAAUAUACGGAGCUUUAACUUAGGUGGCAUGGGCUGCAGUGCUGGAGUUAUCGCCAUUGAUCUUGCUAAAGACAUGCUUCAAGUUCAUAGAAAUACAUACGCAGUCAUUGUGAGUACUGAAAACAUUACGCAGAAUUGGUACUUCGGGAACAGGAAGUCAAUGCUAAUCCCCAAUUGCUUGUUCCGAGUAGGUGGAGCAGCAAUUUUGCUGUCAAACAAACAGUCAGAGAAGAAAAGGGCCAAAUUCAAGCUUGUUCAUGUUGUGAGAACACACAAAGGAGCAGAUGAUACAGCAUUCAAAUGUGUGUAUCAAGAACAAGACGAAAAGGGCAAAACUGGAGUCUCAUUAUCAAAAGAUUUGAUGGCAAUUGCAGGAAAUGCAUUAAAAGCAAACAUCACAACAUUAGGUCCACUUGUUCUUCCAAUCAGUGAACAGUUCCUCUUUUUUAUAACCCUAAUUGCACGAAAAUUCUUCAAUCCCAAAAUUAAACCCUACAUACCUGAUUUCAAACUUGCUUUUGAUCAUUUCUGCAUACACGCCGGCGGGCGGGGAGUGAUUGAUGAACUGGAGAAGAAUUUGCAGCUCGACCCAGUUCACGUGGAGGCUUCUCGAAUGACUCUGCACAGAUUUGGUAACACUUCAUCGAGUUCGAUUUGGUAUGAAUUGUCGUAUAUUGAGGCAAAACGGAGGAUCCGAAGAGGACAUCGGAUUUGGCAAAUUGCAUUUGGAAGUGGGUUUAAGUGUAAUAGUGCAGUUUGGCAAGCGAUGAAGAACUCGGAGCUUUCUCCAUGGAGUCCUUGGCAUGACUGCAUUGACAAAUAUCCAGUCCAGAUAGCCAACUGAAAUUGAGUAAAAUAUUAAGGAAGAAAGAAAGUCAAAUCUUGAUAUUAUAUUGCACGAUUAUGUUUAGUUGUGUUUGAAACGAACGAGAUUCAAUGGGGCACGAUACAUAUGAUUUUAGCUUUUUGUUUUAUACUAUUUGAUACUGUCGAGUCCAUAGAUGUUGGAACAUAUGUUGUAUUUUCGUUGUUAUCGAGGGUUGAUCUUAGAAAUAUUUACAGGAUUUUGUGUCUUGUAAUGCAAACUCUGCUUGACUGUGAAUCUAUAUUUGUAUCUAAUUGUGCC